This is a messenger RNA of Daldinia caldariorum, 1717 nucleotides long. RefSeq lists its product as uncharacterized. Bases 698 to 1717 code for a protein of 339 amino acids. NCBI's taxonomy places the organism in Eukaryota, Fungi, Ascomycota, Sordariomycetes, Xylariales, Hypoxylaceae. The record is from RefSeq and is a predicted model, not a curated record. The transcript has 7 exons.
AAAGUUCAAAGAAGCCAAUGACAUCGACAAUGCUUGUCGGUCACAAAUGAGCAGUCCUUUAUUUAUAUUGAACCCAAACCUCUAUCCGUGUUGGCACUAAAUACUUGAGUGUGCGUACCCCUUAAGAAGACAGUCAGUUUGGUGCAGGAGUCACUGGCUACUUCAGUGUUUGGCUUACACCCUAGGAUAUCUUCCAUUCUGUCCGUCUUGAUUGGACCGGCCAUUUCCAUAGUCCAUGGGGUUUUGGAGGCUAUAACUAACUGGAACUACCCCAUUCCGGCUAAUAUCGAUCUUGACAUAUUCGGAAACGUACCUAGGUGCCUAGGGAAGAAUAUAGUCAACCUAUUUACGGCAGUUGGGAACAUCGCUAAGUUACCCUCGAGUCGCCAAUACUCGUUUUUCCUCUUUCGAAAAGCAGUAAUCAACCAGAGAAUGGCCAAUUGUGUUGUGGCCAAUCUAACAGAAUUGAGUACCUACCACCAAAGUCUAAUUUAUGUAGCCUUCGUAGUCCUAUAAUCCCAUUAUUAUUCACCCUACUAGGGUGACUAGCCGGGCUACCAUAUAAAAAUACAGUGCCGAGAAUGAAUAAAAACAUUAAGCCUGCCGCGACCCUUUCAUCUUGCGGUCUAUAUCUGUAGUUGCUGCUCUUACUCAUACGAUGAUCGCCGCAUCAUCGACUUGAAGCCAGGUGAACAGAAUGCAGUUGACUUCGCUCGCCGCGCUAGCAUUAGCUGCGCCAGCAAGCGCGCUGAUUCGAUUUUCAUGCUCCCAGCUGGUAGUUGACCGUAUCGACCCGUUAGUGAAUCCGGGCAUGGCGCCCUCGCCGCAUCUACACCAGAUCAUCGGCGGCAACUCACUUAACGUGACCAUGGACCCCGCUAAAGAUAUGCCCGGCGAGUCUACUUGCACGACCUGCCAGUUCACCGAGGACACUUCGAACUAUUGGACCGCUGUGCUUUUCUUCAGAGCCCGCAACGGCACUUUCAAGCGUGUACCUAUUCGACCGAACGUCGGGUUCGACGGCGCGGAGGGCGGCAUGACCGUCUAUUACAUGCAGAACGGCUUGUCCGACUACCAGCAACGAUCGAAGGUCACGGCCUUCAAGCCAGGAUUUCGUAUGCUCGUCGGCGACGCGAUGGCACGAACCGCGGAGAAGGCCAACAAAUAUAAGCAGGUCACCUACACCUGUCUGCAGGACAUGACCACUCGUUUCCCCGAGACGAAGAACCUCCCCAACAAGCCUUGCCCUGCAGGUAUAAUGGCGAACAUUCGCUUCCCAACUUGCUGGGACGGGAAGAAUCUCGACACCGUGGACCACAUGAGCCACAUGGCAUACCCAGCUAGCGGCACCUUCGAUUCACAAGGCCCGUGCCCCGAGAGUCAUCCCGUCCCUGUUCCCCAGCUCAUGUAUGAGACGAUCUGGGAUACGCGCCAAUUUAACGACCCUAAAGAAUGGCCUGAGGACGGAUCCCAACCCUUUGUAUGGAGCAUGGGUGACCACACUGGUUAUGGUAGUCAUGGUGACUAUCUGUUCGGCUGGAAGGGCGAUGCUCUCCAAAGGACGAUGGACACCCCGUGCUAUGUCACUUGCCCUACACUGACCACGCAGCCAAUCGCCAACCAGAACAAGUGCAAGAUUGACAGGACCGUCAAAGAAGACAUUGAUUCUUGGUUAUCGGAAAUCCCUGGGAGCCCCCAAAUAUCGAAGAAAUACUAA